AGGGGACGAAGCGAGAAGGGCAGGAAUAGAAUGCUGCGGUGUUUGUACACGCAGCGGCGGUGGGCGCACCGCCGCGGCGGCUUCGUCACCGGCGGCACCGGAUGGUCGCAGAAGCGCGGGCCCGCCGCCAUGGUGGGCGCGAAGAAAUCAGAGUGGUGGGCGGUGGACGGGGAGUUGCACGAGAUCGGGGAGGGCGUGCCACACCGCGAGCGCUUCGCCAUCCCGCGCGACAACCUCCCCAACCGCCGCCGCAAGCAGAUGCGGGAGCAGUUCAUGCGCCGCACGCGCCUCGUCCUCAAGGACUCGGAACAUGAAACUUGGUGCAAACAAUAUAUGGAACUGUACCAAGAACUUAGAGAGAACUGGGAACGGUUGUACUGGGAUGAAGGUUAUUCUAAGAAGAUUGCUGAAGAUCGUGCUAAUUACGACUCUGCUGAAGAAGAUGAUCUAGACUUUUCACCAUACAGUAGGAGAAGGAGCUCCAGCGUAGAGCCAAAUAAGGAUCUUGGUUCUGGGGAAAGCAGGCAAGGUGAAACAUGGGAAAGGGUUACUCAAAUUCGUGACAAGUUUGAGUAUGACAGAGAAAGGAGAAUGAGAGAACGAGCGUUUGCUCCCAUGAAUAUCCAGAGCAAUUUUGGCCAGCAUGAUUCAAAAUUCAGAAACCAGAAUGAUUCAAGUUUUGCCUCUACAAACAUAGAAAACAACUUUGGUCCACGUGAUCGGGAUUCCGUAAAUCAAACUGGUCGAAAUUUUCAACAUCCAAGUUCCAGAAAUCAGCGUGAUUCGAAUUUCCGCAAUGAUUCCAGCUUCAGAAAUGAGCAAUAUCCAAAUUUCCGAAACCAACGUGAUGGGAAGAAUAAAUGGUUUGGUGACCACAAAUUCUAGAUAGGAUCUAGCGUUCUUGCAGAGACAGCAUAUUGGUGCGUAAUUUGCUGACAGCUUAUGCUUGCUGAUUUUUCUAUUUUUGCACCCUGUGUAAGACAGACUGUAAUAUUCAGUAGUGUAGUACGGAGUAUAUACUUUACUUCAUCCUUGUUUGUCGAAAAGGGACGAGUGUAACAUAAGUUGUGGCUACCCCAUUUGCCCUUGCGGCCUUCACCGACUUAUCAUACUCCCUCUUUUCCUUUCUUUUCACAAGGUUGGCGUAGUUGGUUUUGUAACAAGAGUUUGACCAAGAAUUACUAAAUUAAUGUGUUGUUUCAUGCAUUAAA
This is a messenger RNA of Brachypodium distachyon (stiff brome), 1211 nucleotides long. RefSeq lists its product as uncharacterized. The transcript has 5 exons. The coding region runs from base 31 to 885 and encodes 284 amino acids. NCBI's taxonomy places the organism in Eukaryota, Viridiplantae, Streptophyta, Magnoliopsida, Poales, Poaceae. The record is from RefSeq and is a predicted model, not a curated record.